ACUUCAAAGGGCACACUCUAAGUCCUCUGCAUGUUUCCAAGUUUUCCUUUACACGAAGACUAAUAUUGGAUCAGAGCUUACCCAGAGCAUCAUUUUGCCGCUGUAAAGACCACAUUUCCAACGGUCAUGAAUUACUGGGGUUAAUUUCAACAUACAUACAUUUUUGGAACAUAGUUGGAUCCACAAGGUGUAAAAACCUCGUUUCCCCAAACCUGUUACAAUACAGGAAUUUUCUUGAGGGCUUCUACAUCUUCUUGAGAUCAGGUUUUUCUUCCUCUUUCCCUAAGCCUGUGCUUCUUGCUCCCCACCCCUAGCAAGACUAUCAGUUUCCUGCGGUCCUCCGGUUGGUAGGGGGCGCAGCAGCUCCGCUGUCUCUCCGGACCGGAAAUCUCUUCCCUGGGUCUGAUGUGACUGAGGAAAGUGGAGAGGCUGUGUCGCGCACGCAUCUUCUGACUCGAUGGCGGGCAGCGAUUCGGGGACGCUGCAGGCUCUGCAGGCAGUGGACACUGAGUUUACUGCGGACUCGGUAGAGUGGUGCCCAGUAGAGGGUUGCCAGCACCUUAUGGCCUGUGGAACCUACCAGCUGCGAACGCCGGAGGACCAGCCUGCACUGGAUGUCAGUGAGCCUCAAGUUCGUUUAGGUCGUCUCUACCUGUAUAGUUUCAAUGAGGACAACACGGCUAAACCUCUGGUUGAGGUCCAAAGAAGGGAUUCUUCUGCCAUCCUGGACAUGAAAUGGUGCCAUAUCCCAGUGUCUGGCCACAUACUUUUAGGCUUGGCAAAUGCCAGUGGAUCUGUAGAGCUGCUCCACCUGAUGGAAUAUGAGAAGAACAGUUACACCCUGCAAUCAGUUUCCAGCCUUACCCUGGAGGAGAGAUGUCUGUCCUUGUCCCUGGAUUGGUCAACUGGGAAACCUGGAAGGGUCAGAAACCAGCCCUUGAAGAUCAUUAGCAGUGAUUCUAAGGGGCAGCUGCAUCUCCUGAUGGUGAAUGAGGGAGUGGCUGAACUACAGCUUGUGGCUUCAUGGCCAGCCCAUCACUUUGAGGCCUGGAUUGCUGCUUUCAAUUACUGGCAGACAGAACUCGUGUAUUCAGGGGGAGAUGACUGCCUUCUGAAAGGCUGGGAUACUAGGAUGCUUGGCACACCUGUCUUCACUAGCAAAAGACACUCCAUGGGUGUGUGCAGCAUCCAGAGCAACCCCCAUCAGGAACAUAUACUGGCUACUGGAAGCUAUGAUGAGCAUGUUCUGCUGUGGGACACUCGGAACAUAAAGCAGCCAUUGGCAGACGUGCCGGUGCGAGGAGGCGUGUGGAGGCUCAAGUGGCACCCAGUCCACCACCACCUGCUCCUGGCGGCCUGCAUGCACAACGGCUUCAAGGUUCUCAACUGCCAGAAGGCCACUGAGGAGAAGCAGGACGUGACUGUCUUAAUAUCCCAUGAAAUGCCUAACUCAUUAGUGUAUGGGGCUGACUGGUCCUGGCUUCCUUUCCGUUCCAUGAAGCCUACACCCACCUGGUCCUUCGAUCAAAAUGACGUGGGAAUGAGAUCAGUAGACUGCCACAGCCUGAAGGCUGCAGAGGAGCCACCAGCACCUUUCCAUGAACAAAUAUUGGACCACCAUGUGGAAGGCCCUGCUAAAGCUCACAGCGGAGUUGAAUUGAAGGCCUCUCUCCUUCCAUUAACAGAGGACAUGAAAAGCAGCAGCCAACUGCGCUCCUCUUCCAAGAUCUGUGAUCUCAGCCUCUUUAGUGGAGGGAAUUUUGACAAUAGCCUCUUGGCCACCUGCUCCUUUUACGACCAUGUUCUCCACCUCUGGAAGUGGGAGACAAAGAAAGCUUGAGGCUGCAUUCUUCACAUCUUUACUGGAUGUGACUUGGGGAGUGCUGGCCUUUGAGAAUGGACUUUCUGAUUCUGUUUUGGCAGAAUGGGUUUUCCAGCUCUACAACUAAGUGUCUUGGGUAUAUUUUGACUUUCAGUCCUUCAUUUGCAUUUAAGUCCUUAUUUGUAUUAAUUAAAUAACUUAAAAUUUUUAAAAAAAUUACA
This is a messenger RNA of Peromyscus californicus insignis, 2043 nucleotides long. RefSeq names its product diphthamide biosynthesis 7 (gene Dph7). The coding region runs from base 458 to 1840 and encodes 460 amino acids. Lineage: Eukaryota; Metazoa; Chordata; Mammalia; Rodentia; Cricetidae. The transcript has 9 exons. The record is from RefSeq and is a predicted model, not a curated record. Gene Ontology annotation, molecular function: protein binding.